AUGACUACAGAAAAGGAGGCAGGCAAGCAGGGCAACCUGGCUUCUACCCGCAACCAAGAGCACGAACACGAGGAGAGACAACCGGAACAGGAAGAAGACCAGCAAGAGAAUGAGGAGAUGGCACAAUCCAUUUUGGCUGAAGCCAAACAGUUGAUUGCCUAUCCAGCAGCAAAGGAUAGGAGGAACAAUCAAACAGAUUAUGUAGAAAUACAUCAUCAGCCGGAGAAAGAGGUAGAUUCAUCAAGUUGUACAAGUACCAUUCUGCCAGCAGAAAAAGAAAAUACCAUUGAACAGCAGAACCAUCAAGAGGAACAAAACUUGAGCAAUAUUUCUAGCACUGGUGAGGUCAACAGAAUUGAACUCGUCGACACCAAUGUAGCUCCGGAGGGUACAGAACAAAAUGAUGACAAUUUUGGAAUUAUGCCUUUGCCUCGAUUGCAACGGAGUACUGCCAACAGAAGGGCCCAAGUCCGUCCAGGAGCCUUCCCAAGUGGAGGUAAUCCUCAGGCAAUAGAGGAAAAUGGGGAAACAGCAGAGACACACAUUGAACCGGCGAAUGUGGCACUCGACCUGCUAGGGUUUCGACCACCGAGGAUCGAACCACAAAAUGAUAACAGUGGUUUGGCUGUGGCCAAUUUGGUAGUUGCAGAUGAAACAACCCCUCAGGAUCUGCCCCAUGCUCAAGAUUACAAUCCAGACAACACUGACAACAAAAGAGAAGAAAGGAUGAAGCAAUUCAGAACCAAGGUCUUCUUGGGAGUCAUUGUCUUGUUGGCCAUCACUAUUAUUUUGGUAGCCAUCCUGAUUACUCGACGUCAAGAGGAGAAUGCAGAUCUUGUCCCAACAACCUCACCUAGUGAGAUGCCCAGCAGCAACCCAUCUCAGGGACCAUCAUCGUAUUCAGAGUACUGGCUGUCUCUUUUCCCUGAAUCAACAGUCUCUGCAAUUUUGGAGGAUCCAGAAUCGCCCCAGUCGAUGGCAUUUGAAUGGCUCGUGGAAGAGAUUGACAUCCUACGCAACCUUACGGCGCAGAGAGUUGUACAACGUUUCGUCCUUGCAACCUUCUAUUUUGCCAACAGCGACGAACCAUGGUUCUCCAGUGACAAUUGGCUAAACCACAGUGUUCAUGAGUGCCUUUGGUAUUCUGGUUUGGAGCAAUGGUAUUUCUUUGUUGAGGCCAACAAUGUUCUCCCACUGGAUCACAUCAGUCCAUGUGAGCAAGAUCCAGCUGGAUAUCUACAGGAUGGCAUCUUGUAUCAGGGAGAAGGAAUCCUGAAGCAUUUUUGGCUGCCUUAUAACCGCCUGUUAGGAUCAGGCAUUCCACCAGAGCUCUACUUGCUCACAGACCUCAAGAGCUUGGCAUUGGAUGAAUUGAACCUUGCAAGCACCAUCCCUGAUGAGCUUUUUAACCUUUCAAAUUUGGAAUAUCUUUCGAUGAUGUUUUGUGGGCUGUUUGGCUCCAUUCCUGAGGCAAUUGGACAAUUGUCAAAACUUGGCAUCGUGUACAUGGGAAUCAAUUCUUUGACUGGAACUCUUCCGUCAUCCCUUUAUUCCCUUACAAACUCAAUGGCUGGCAUCAUUCUAUCAGGAAAUCAGCUAACAGGACCAUUACCAACAGAGCUGGGAUUGCUAACUAAGUUGAGGGGUCUAGUGCUUGACACCAACCUAUUUACCGGGAAAAUUCCCACAGAGCUUGGGCAGUUCACUGGAUUAUGGACCCUGUUCCUGCACGACCUCAUUCUGAGUGGCGCUAUCCCAAAUGAGCUUGCACUUCUUACAGACAUGAUACUUCUGCAACUGGAUAACACCGGCCUUACGGGGACGAUCCCCAGGUGGCUUGGCAACAUGACAACCAUGGAUGGAUUGACACUGUCAGAUAACUCCUUUACUGGGACUAUCCCUACAGAACUUGGCCUUCUAACAAAGUUUUAA
Messenger RNA from Seminavis robusta, 1932 nucleotides. Lineage: Eukaryota; Bacillariophyta; Bacillariophyceae; Naviculales; Naviculaceae. The record is from the annotation of a GenBank genome assembly.